AAUGUAAACUUUACACUAAAAAGAGCAUCAAACAAGGGCAAGCUACUCUGGCACAAUUAUCCACCCGGAAAUAGUUUUUUUUUGUAGUUUCGGUUUCGCAGUCAAAGCAGGACGAUGGUUGCAGAAAUUGUCUUCGAGUUUGUAUGGCAACACCCAAAAUUUUUUGCCGGAUUGGUGAUAUGUGGUGUUGUAGUAGGCUUGUCGAAACUUCGAGGCAGUGGUUCUGAAAAACAAGAAGCAAAUAAAAACAAUCCAUUUUCCGAGGAGCACCUUCGACCAAGGGCACCCCUGGUCAUUGACACAAAAGCAAGAGACGCGGUUUUAAAACAGAGAUUCAAGAAAUCUAAGGUACCGCCCAACCUCGAUGCCAUUGUGAUAGGGAGUGGAGCGGGCGGACUCUCAGCUGCUGUUUUACUGAGCCGUGUUGGCAAGAAGGUUCUGGUUCUCGAACAGCAUGACGUGGCAGGCGGAUGCUGUCACACCUUCAUUGAGAAGGGAUUUGAGUUUGACACUGGAAUCCACUACAUUGGAGAAAUGGAUGAGCAUUCGUGGGCGCGUGUCUUGGUGGAUCAGCUGACCGAAGGACAAGUGGACUGGGCGCCAAUGGACCAAGAAUUUGAUGUGGUUGCCAUUGGUGAACCGAGUAAAGCGAAGAGAUUCGCUAUGAAAUCAGGACCAAACGAGGAGUACUGGGACCAGCUGAAAGUAUUGUUUCCUCAUAACAAACAAGAUAUCGAUAAAUUUCGAGAUCUCGUCAAGAAAGUCCUACGUAAUUACCUUGCACCAUAUGUGAUAAAGUUCAUGCCGCUGGGAUUUGCCACGUUCAUGGUGCGGUGUGGACUUUACAAUCUGAUGUUCAGAAACUACUUCAAGUACUCCCAGGUGACACUCGAGACUAUUCUCAACAGCGUCACUGACAAUGCGGAACUGAAGGGCGUCCUCUCCUAUGUGUCCGGGGAUUACGGUUUGAUCCCAUCUGAGGCCCCAUUCUCGCUGCAUGCGGGUCUCAUCCACCACUACCUGCACGGAGCAUACUACCCCGAUGGCGGGUCGAGCGAGAUCCCCUUCCACAUGAUCCCCAUCAUCGAGCGACCUGGCGGUUGUGUGCUCGUACAUGCCCCUGUCGUCAAAAUCAUCACCAACGAUGGCGGCAAGGCUAUAGGCGUGCGGGUCCACAAGUCAUCAGGAGACGUGGAUGUGUUCGCCAAGAUGGUUAUAUCAGAUGCAGGAAUCAUCAACACGUUCACAAAACUCUUGCCAAAGGAGAUUUCGGAAAAAUCACCGAUGUAUCCGAUAAUGGAGAAGCUGGGGUCCGGGCACUCAUUUUUCACUGUGUUCAUUGGACUGUCUGGCUCUAAAGAGGAACUUGAUCUGCCAGCUGCAAACACCUGGGCCUUUUUGAGCAAUGAUAUAAAUGAUAUCCUUAAAGAUUUCAUGUCCCUGUCUGUGGACGAUCUGGAAACAGCUGAGAUUCCGAUGAUAUUUGUGUCGUUUCCAUCGGCAAAGGAUCCAUCUUGGGAUAAAAGAUAUCCAGGCAAGAGUUCGGUUUUGCUGAUCACCCACGCCAGCUGGGACUGGUUCUCACAGUGGAAGGACACGCAGGUUCGACACCGCGGGGAUCGCUAUGAACAGAUCAAGAUGGCCGUCGGAAAACAGAUGUGGAAACAGUGCUACGAGCUCUUCCCACAGCUAGAAGGCAAGAUGGAGUAUUUAGAAGUGGGCACUCCCGUCAGUAACAGUUUCUAUUUAGGAAACCCAAAGGGCGAGGCGUACGGACUGAAUCUCACCAAACCAAGGUUCACACUCGAUUCCUGUCUGAAUCUACGACCAGAAACUGGAAUACCUGGACUUUUCCUCACAGGCCAGGAUCCGUGCACAACUGGAAUGCUUGGUGCGUUUAUGGGGGGAGUGAUCUGUGUUUCCAAGGUACUGGACUCCAACAUCUACUCCGAAUUGAUGAAACUACACAAGACCCUGGAGAAAAAGAAGAAAAACAAGAAAGAAUGAAUACAGAAACUUUGUUUAACUCCUAUUAAAUCUCUUAACAUUAGACAUUAACUAUAAACAGUGGUUGUUACACUGUGUAAAGACUAACAAAAAUGGUCCGGGUUUUGGGUGGGUUUUUAAAAAUGUUUUACGCUAUAUUAUUCUUAUACAAUAUUAAUCACC
This is a messenger RNA of Gigantopelta aegis, 2169 nucleotides long. RefSeq names its product all-trans-retinol 13,14-reductase-like. The transcript has 12 exons. The record is from RefSeq and is a predicted model, not a curated record. The coding region runs from base 115 to 2007 and encodes 630 amino acids. NCBI's taxonomy places the organism in Eukaryota, Metazoa, Mollusca, Gastropoda, Neomphalida, Peltospiridae.